Messenger RNA from Desarmillaria tabescens, 677 nucleotides. RefSeq names its product NADH-ubiquinone oxidoreductase complex I, 21 kDa subunit-domain-containing protein. Lineage: Eukaryota; Fungi; Basidiomycota; Agaricomycetes; Agaricales; Physalacriaceae. The transcript has 6 exons. The record is from RefSeq and is a predicted model, not a curated record. Bases 44 to 559 code for a protein of 171 amino acids.
UGUCACACCUGUAACUGUCACGCGCUCCUCCGUAAACGCUACGAUGCCGGAGAAGGUCGUAGAGACAGCAUAUCCCGUCAUUGACACUGACCCUCAUGCAUACCGGGUCGUGAGAUACAUGCGCCCCUCCGACUACGGUGCCUGGGCCGCCGUUACCGCUGCUUUUCCGGCCGCCUUUUUCGCUUGGGAGAUGGCGGACCCAUCCUCAAUGACACAGAAACAAUUGAGAUUAGGCAUGCGCGGAGCUGGUAUUCUUGGUCUGUUCGGUGGAUUCUUGUUAGCAUACCAGCGGUCCAGCCUCCGCUUCUUCGGAAUGUCCGAGAAUAAACGGGAGGAAGAGCUGGAUUUGCAGGAACUGACGCAACGCGCGAAGGAAGGAAAGUCGUUGUACGGGGAAUCUCCUCAGCCUCAAUGGGUCCAAAAUGCUGCCCAUCAGAACUCCGUAUGGUCGCAGUUUAAAUUUUCUGCUAUUCCCAUGUUCAACUUGGUCAAUCAUCCUUACCAUGGUACCGAUCCUGCAAAGUAUGGUGUAACGACAGAAGACACUACGUCAAAGUGAACAGCAAACAACACGAUGGAAUGAUCCUAAUGAUAGCGUAGAACAGCUGUAGUGGCGCCUCUCGACUCGCUUAUAUGCAUCUGGAAUUCAAAUCGGAAUAACUUGGAAAAAUGUUGAA